Messenger RNA from Bipolaris victoriae FI3, 318 nucleotides. RefSeq lists its product as hypothetical. NCBI's taxonomy places the organism in Eukaryota, Fungi, Ascomycota, Dothideomycetes, Pleosporales, Pleosporaceae. The transcript has a single exon. The record is from RefSeq and is a predicted model, not a curated record. The annotation marks the transcript as partial.
CUCAUAAGCCGCAUCCACGCCGGCCUAUCCUACACGCGCACCCAACAAUCCCGCAACCUGCCCAUAACCCAAACCACGCGCUUCACCCUCUGCCCGCAAUCCGCCACCCACCGCCUCGCCCUGCACCUCUUACGCAAAAACGCCACUCUCAUCUCCUCCUCCCCGACCCACGAAUGCUACGAGCUCGGCAUCCCGCGCCCGGACUUUGUGCGCGAAGGCGCGGUCGCGGGUGUGCAUGAUGCGCAGUGGUGGAUGGGCAAGAGCAAGGCGGAGAUUAAGGCGGGGCCGUGGGCGGAUGAGGCGGAGGUGCGGGGGGCG